This is a messenger RNA of Musa acuminata subsp. malaccensis (wild Malaysian banana), 1588 nucleotides long. Its product is annotated as probable serine/threonine-protein kinase PBL15. Gene Ontology annotation, biological process: protein phosphorylation. The record is from RefSeq and is a predicted model, not a curated record. Gene Ontology annotation, molecular function: protein kinase activity; ATP binding. NCBI's taxonomy places the organism in Eukaryota, Viridiplantae, Streptophyta, Magnoliopsida, Zingiberales, Musaceae.
ACAAGAGUGAUGAGCUCGAGUUCCAGAACAAAAAGGAAGGGAGUCACACAACCAACCCAAAGAAAAGCAAAGGAAUGCAGCGCUAAUGGCGGAGUGGUUGGAGCAGUUGGGUGACGUGGGAUCGGUAGCUCUUAAUAGAGGAGAGCCAUCGAUCCCCCAAUGUACGCGUCGGUCGAUCAUCUCAAGCUGCUUCUUCUGCCUCGCCAGUGAACUCCAUCCACCAUGCCGAGGCCAUGGAGGCCGAUCGCUGCCGGCAAGUGCUGCACCGCGGACGACCACGUGGUGUUGGGGAACCUGAGCCGCUGCCGGCCGACGCGAGCAGACCUCUCCAAGAAGGUGGCGGAGCUGCGGUUCUUCCGCCGUCUCUCCUCGUCGGAUCUCGGCAGCAGCCCCUGCUCGGCUCGGUUGAACGCCAACGACGAGUUCUCGCACUCGUUCGGCGCGGGCCUGUACGCCUUCCAGCUGAGCGAGCUAAAGGCCAUCACGCACGACUUCUCCAGCAACUUCUUGCUCGGGGAGGGCGGCUUCGGCACCGUGCAUAAGGGCUACAUCGACGAGAGGAUGCGGCCCGGGCUCAAAGCUCAGGCCGUCGCCGUCAAGCUCUUGGAUGUCGAGGGGCUACAGGGGCACAGGGAAUGGCUGGCAGAGGUGAUAUUUCUGGGGCAGUUCAGGCAUCCGCAUCUGGUGAAGCUCAUCGGCUACUGCUGCGAGGACGAGGAGCGUCUCCUCGUCUAUGAAUUCAUGCCUCGUGGCAGCCUCGAGAACCAUCUCUUUAGGAGGAUAUCCAUGGCUCUGUCAUGGGGAACGAGGCUAAAGAUUGCGAUUGGAGCUGCAAAGGGCCUCGCCUUCUUACACGGCGCCGAGAAGCCCGUCAUUUACAGAGACUUCAAGACCUCUAAUAUCCUGCUGGAUCAUGACUUCACUGCAAAGCUCUCUGAUUUCGGGCUGGCAAAGAUGGGCCCCGAGGGCGAAGACACCCAUGUCACGACCAGGGUGAUGGGAACUCACGGUUACGCCGCUCCCGAGUACGUCAUGACAGGGCACUUGACGACCAAGAGCGACGUGUAUAGCUACGGCGUCGUGUUGCUGGAGCUGUUAACGGGAAGGAGAGCCAUGGACAAGACGAAGCCCAAGAACGAGGAGAAGCUGGUGGACUGGGCUAAGCCCUACUUGACCAGCAGCAGGAGACUACGCUGCAUCAUGGAUCAUAGGCUUGCAGGGAGUUACUCCACCAAAGGAUCUCGUGAGGUGGCGUCGCUGGCACUGCGAUGCAUCAGCCCUAACCCAAAAGACAGGCCUCAGAUGUCGACGGUGGUCGAGACUCUCGAAGGACUGCAGCACCUCAAAGACAUGGCGGUGAGCUCAGGUGCAUGGCCUCCCAUCGUUGGCAGGCAUGCAAUUUCGGCUAAAACGAAGCUGGACAACAUGGCGAAUGCCCGCCGAAGGAGCAUCUCCACCAAAUUAGCUUGAGCUCCACUUCCCUCUGCAACUAUAAAGAUCAUUAGCUCUACAUUUGUCGGAAGCUGAUGCUCUUUGCUAUGUUUUCCAAUUUAAUCAAGCUUAAUGCAGAUGAACAUUAUCCGAUCAU